This is a messenger RNA of Medicago truncatula (barrel medic), 915 nucleotides long. RefSeq lists its product as uncharacterized. The record is from RefSeq and is a predicted model, not a curated record. The coding region runs from base 234 to 566 and encodes 110 amino acids. The transcript has a single exon. Lineage: Eukaryota; Viridiplantae; Streptophyta; Magnoliopsida; Fabales; Fabaceae.
UUGGUUUCUUAAUCCAAUCUUGUGAUGGUUGAGUGCAACAUAGGCGUGUCUUUGGUCAUUUCAUGAUUUGAUCAAUAAAAAAAGAUAAAAGAAGUACUACUAACCCGUAGAAGAAAAAGAAAAGAAAAAAACAGUGUGGCAUUACACAAAGCAAUAAAAACAUCGACAUAUUAUAUAAAUAUAACGCCUCAAAAAACCUUCAUCCAUUACACUCCACUCUCUUUGUUUGAGUUAUGGCUCUAUCAGAUGCAGUUGUUAGCAACCUUACAACAAUCUACGUGGCCGUGAUCGCCUGUAUUAAGCUCUACGGUUUUCUCUGUGCUCGUACCUUCACCGGCGUUUUUGUUGUCAUGAUAUCAACCACCGUGGUGGGUCUUAUCCUAAUGGCAACGCUGACGUGGGAUGUCUCUCGUAAAGCCACGUAUGCUUUCAACCGCCACCAUCCUCCACCGUUGAUUUGUAAGGGAGGUAUUUGUUGGCACGGCGUCGCCGUCCGAUCACCGGCUUCUCAGGUCCGUUUCAGAAUUCCACAACAGAUAUUUCCCAUUCCCAACGCCGCUUUCUAAUGAUAGUGAGAGGCUGAGAGCAAAAAUUACAUAUGAAAAUGACAUUAUUUAAUAACUUUCUAUUUUUAUUUUCAUAAUUAUUUUGUUAGUAGUUUUUUUUUUUCUUUUGGUAAUAUAAUAUAAUAUUAAGCUACCUAACCUUUGUCUAAUAUCGGGUACUAGAUGUGUGUUUGGGGUUCACAUUGAAAGUUCCCUAAUAUAUGUAUGUAUAUAAAUAAAUAUAAAUAUAUAUUAUUACUUUGUGAUACAUAGUUGUACUUGUAUAAGAUUUUUUUGUUUUUUUUUUUGUUUUUGCUAAAUGAAAUAGUAUAUGAUGUUGUACAUCUUAAUGUCAAUGACAAAACAGCAU